Messenger RNA from Trichomonas vaginalis G3, 1314 nucleotides. RefSeq names its product spectrin binding. Bases 1 to 1314 code for a protein of 437 amino acids. Gene Ontology annotation, molecular function: protein binding. The transcript has a single exon. NCBI's taxonomy places the organism in Eukaryota, Parabasalia, Trichomonadida, Trichomonadidae. The record is from RefSeq and is a predicted model, not a curated record.
AUGUCUGUUCAAAGCAUUCAUCAAAAUAAAUUCAGUGAAUUGCGAGAAAACUACAAACAAUACAUCGAUACAUAUAAUGCAUUGUAUCAACUGAAAAUUGGAAAUGAAGAAGAAUUAAGCCAGAUUUACAAAAUGAUCAAAACGAAUUUGAUUGAAUCAAAGAAACUUUGCCCACAAUCUAUUAUAAGAGAUAUCUUAAAUAUCAUUCCGUAUAAUAAUGGCCAUACAAAGUCAUAUUUAUCUCUUGCCAAACUCAUAUCUGAUGAUUAUCAUGUGGAAGAAGUCAGACAAAUUCCAAUUAUCUCUAACUACCUGUUUUAUAAAGAAUAUGGAAUUAAAUUAGACAAAUCUCAUAAUUUUGAAAAAAUUCAAUCAGAAAAUUUAUCCAUUCAUUCAGAAAAUACAAUUUACAAAGCAAUUGUGUAUAAUGACAAAGAAACAUUCAUCUCAUUUGCCGAAAGAGAAGGAUUUGAUAAAGAUCAAAUACUUAGAAACAGCUCUUUGUAUCCAAUUACCAGAUCAAUAUUUUUUUCAUUUGGUCGUAGACCAGGAUAUUCAUUACUUGAAUUAUGUUGUUACCAUGGAGCAGUUGAUUGUUUCAAAUUCUUAAGAACGAAAUUUAACUCAGAAAUAACUGAAUCAUGUUUAAUAUUUUCAUUUUUAGGAGGAAAUCCAGAGAUCAUGAGUGAGUGUUUGAAAUAUCAGAAACCAGGUGAUGAAUGCAUGUGUUAUGCAAUUGUUUCACACAACAUUGAUUUUGUCACAUUUUUGAUGAAUGAAUACAAAAUAUCGAUUAAUUUAUAUCAAUGUGCAGUGUAUAAAAAUCUUGAAUCAUUUUUAGUUUAUUUCGAUCGAACUAAUGAUAUUCACAGAUGUUAUGCUUAUUCGGCGUUGUUUGAAAUGUUAUCUCUUUGUGAAUAUUUCCUUUCACUUGGUACAAAUAUUAAUAUAUUAAUGGGAGAAUUUGGAACAGCUCUUCACAUUGCAACAAUGUAUAAUUGUAAAGAGAUAGCUGAAUUUCUUAUAUCGCGCGGUAUAAAUAUCAACAAGAAAAAAAUUAAAGGAAGCACACCUCUUCAUGAUGCAGCAAAAUCUAAUAACAAAGAAAUGGCCGAGCUUUUAAUUUCUCAUGGUGCAAAUAUCAACGAAAAAGAUGAUGAAAAGAGAACCGCUCUUCAUGAUGCAGCAAAAUCUAAUAGCAAAGAAAUAGCUGAACUUUUAAUUUCACUUGGUUUAAAUAUCAACGAAAAAGAUAGGCGUGGAAAUACACCUCUUCAUGAUGCAGCAUGUGAAAAUAGUAAAGAAACAAUCUAA